AUGGUGUCACAGGCAGCCGAUGUUGUACAGAAGCACCAGCCGUUGUUUUUGACACUGAACUUCGCACAUAACAACGAGGCUCGAUUAAGUAUUGCCUCUCGCGCGUGGUCACUUCGCGUCCUCUGCACCGGUCGACCUCUUUGCUUACGGCAGCCGGAUUGGAGAAAUGCCAGCUUAUAG
Messenger RNA from Laccaria bicolor S238N-H82, 180 nucleotides. RefSeq lists its product as uncharacterized. The coding region runs from base 1 to 180 and encodes 59 amino acids. The transcript has a single exon. The record is from RefSeq and is a predicted model, not a curated record. Lineage: Eukaryota; Fungi; Basidiomycota; Agaricomycetes; Agaricales; Hydnangiaceae.